Cannabis sativa is the source of this 2117-nucleotide messenger RNA. Its product is annotated as phosphoethanolamine N-methyltransferase 2. The record is from RefSeq and is a predicted model, not a curated record. The transcript is spliced from 12 exons. Gene Ontology annotation, biological process: phosphatidylcholine biosynthetic process. NCBI's taxonomy places the organism in Eukaryota, Viridiplantae, Streptophyta, Magnoliopsida, Rosales, Cannabaceae. The coding region runs from base 365 to 1861 and encodes 498 amino acids. Gene Ontology annotation, molecular function: phosphoethanolamine N-methyltransferase activity.
AAAAUAAAAUAUUAUUAGACCAUUUGCCUCAAAAAGAAGAGUAAUAGUGUAACUAGAAAUGUCUAUAAAUUAGAUUGAUCUUCACCAAUAAACUCUCACCAAUUCAUAAACAUAUUAUAUCAAAAUUAGUUAUUAUUAUUAUUAUUAUUAUUAUUUAUUUGUAUGAAGCAAAAGGGCAGAGGCUUCAACCAUAGAUCAAGAAGCUUUUCUCGAUCUCGUCGAGCCAUUGAGGGUUCUUAAUUAAUUACAAUUAAUUUUCAUUUUUCUUUAUUUCUUUAAAAAAAAAAAAACCAAAAAUAUAAAAUUAUAUAAGUAAUUACUUUGGAAUAAUUAAUAAAAUCCAAAAUCAAAGACUAUAAUUAAAAUGGCUUCUGCUGCUGCCCAUGUGAAUAAUGUAAUUAUUGAAGAACGUGAAAUACAAAAGUGUUACUGGAAAGAACACUCUGUAGAUUUAACAUUGGAAGCCAUGAUGCUUGAUUCUAAAGCCUCUGAUCUUGACAAAGAAGAAAGACCAGAGGUAUUAUCUUUGCUACCACCGUACGAUGGGAAAUCGGUGGUGGAGCUCGGUGCCGGAAUCGGUCGUUUCACCGGUGAAUUAGCUCAGAAAGCUGGCCAACUCAUUGCUCUGGAUUUUAUUGAGGAUGUCAUAAGAAAGAAUGAAAAGAUGAAUGGACAUUACAAGAAUGUGAAGUUCAUGUGUGCUGAUGUUAUGUCCCCUGGUUUGAACAUCUCUGAUGAAUCAGUGGACUUGAUUUUCUCAAAUUGGCUUCUCAUGUAUUUAUCUGAUCAAGAGGUGGAGAAAUUGGCAGAAAGAAUGGUGAAAUGGUUGAAGGUUGGUGGGUUUAUUUUCUUCAGAGAAUCAUGUUUUCAUCGAUCUGGAGAUUCUAAGAGAAAAUAUAAUCCCACUCAUUACCGUGAACCCAGAUUUUAUACUAAGGUAUUCAAAGAGUGUCACACUAAGGAUGAAUCAGGAAAUUGCUAUGAACUUUCUUUGGUGGGCUGUAAAUGUAUUGGAGCUUAUGUUCGAAACAAGAAGAACCAAAAUCAGAUUUGUUGGACAUGGCAAAAAGUGAGUUCUCAAGAUGACAAAGAUUUCCAGAAAUUUUUGGACAAUGUUCAGUACAAAUGUAGUGGUAUUUUACGUUAUGAGCGAGUUUUUGGACCAGGUUACGUGAGCACGGGAGGCUUUGAAACAACUAAGGAAUUUGUGAAAAAGCUUGAGCUUAAACCUGGUCAGAGGGUUUUAGAUGUUGGGUGUGGAAUUGGAGGAGGUGACUUCUAUAUGGCUGAGAAUUUUGAUGUUGAAGUUGUGGGCAUUGAUCUUUCUGUUAAUAUGAUAUCUCUUGCUCUUGAAAGAGCCACUGGGCUUAAGUGUUCUGUUGAAUUUGAAGUUGCUGAUUGCACCAAAAAAACUUAUCCUCAUAAUUCAUUUGAUGUCAUUUACAGUAGAGAUACCAUAUUACACAUUCAAGACAAAUCAACAUUAUUCAAAUCAUUCUUCAAGUGGUUGAAACCAGGAGGAAAGGUUCUCAUCAGUGAUUAUUGCAAGAGUACAAGAACUCCUUCAAUAGAAUUUUCUAACUAUAUUAAGCAAAGAGGAUAUGAUCUUCAUGAUGUAGAAGCAUAUGGACAGAUGCUUAAGAAUGCUGGAUUUGAAGAUGUCAUUGCAGAAGAUCGUACUAAUUUGUUCAUUGCAGUUCUGCAACGGGAACUCGAUGUUGUCGAAAAGGAAAAGGAAGAAUUCAUAAGUGAUUUUUCUAAAGAAGACUAUAAUGACAUAGUUGGAGGGUGGAAAUCUAAGUUGAUUAGGAGCACAUGUGGAGAGCAGAGAUGGGGUCUCUUCAUUGCCAAUAAAAAGUGAAAUAAUAUUUGAAAAUUGCCAUUAUAUUUAUAUAUGGUUGGUUUGAAUUUAUAAAUUUCUAAUAAUGUUUGUACUAUCUUUCUAUGGGGUAUGUACCCAUAAUGCUUAUGUUUUCGGUGACUGGGUAAAUGCUUUUAUUAUCUGUUAGGCUUCGUUUGGUACGAUAUGUUAUACUGUAUUUUAUUAUAUGGUAUAAUAUUAUAUUGGAUUGCAUUGUAUUGUAUUAAUAUUAUUUAAUACAAAACUAUAUUUGGUA